Messenger RNA from Ascoidea rubescens DSM 1968, 1090 nucleotides. It is a transcript of the gene RIP1, whose product is annotated as ubiquinol--cytochrome-c reductase catalytic subunit RIP1. The record is from RefSeq and is a predicted model, not a curated record. NCBI's taxonomy places the organism in Eukaryota, Fungi, Ascomycota, Saccharomycetes, Ascoideales, Ascoideaceae. Gene Ontology annotation, molecular function: quinol-cytochrome-c reductase activity; 2 iron, 2 sulfur cluster binding. Gene Ontology annotation, cellular component: membrane. The transcript has a single exon. The coding region runs from base 264 to 926 and encodes 220 amino acids. Gene Ontology annotation, biological process: mitochondrial electron transport, ubiquinol to cytochrome c.
GUGGAUUAAUAUUGGAUAAAGAAAGCAGAGUAGUGAAAAUAGUUAAAAUAUCGAGAAUAAUCAAGUAAUUUUAAAUAAAUUAAUCAACUAAUCUGCUAAACUUCAUAUUCAUAAAUCCAUAUUCUUAUCUGUAUUUCUUUCUCUGAUCAGUAUCAUACCAACAUCACAUAAUAUCAUAAUAUAAUAAUAUAAUUUAAUUUAAUAAUUUAAUAAUUUAAUCUAAUCUAAUAUAGUACAACACAAUACAAUAUCACAAUAUCACAAUGUCUUCCUUGAUUUUCAGAUCAUUUAAAAAUGGGUUAAUUAAUAAACCAUUAAGCUUGAACUCUCAAUUGAGGUUGUUAUCUACCACUACAAGAAAUUUAAAAUCCACAUAUAACACACCUGAUUUCAGUGACUAUCUUAAACAAGGUAAGAGCAGCGACAAAUCGAGAGUUUUCACAUAUUUCAUGGUUGGAUCUUUGGGAUUGUUAUCAACUGCCGGAGCCAAAUCUACUGUUGAAACGUUUUUAAAAUCUUUAUCAGCCUCAGCUGAUAUUUUAGCCAUGGCUAAAGUUGAAGUUAAAUUAUCGUCAAUUCCUGAAGGUAAAAACGUUGUUGUUAAAUGGCAAGGUAAGCCAGUUUUCAUUAGACAUCGUACACCAGAUGAAAUUGCAGAAGCUAAUACAGUUGAAAUUUCAUCGUUAAGAGAUCCACAAGCUGAUAGUGAUAGAGCGCAAAAUCCGGAAUGGUUAGUUAUGUUGGGUAUUUGUACUCAUUUGGGAUGUGUGCCAAUUGGAGAAGCAGGAGAUUUUGGAGGAUGGUUUUGUCCAUGCCAUGGUUCUCAUUAUGAUAUUUCAGGUAGAAUUAGAAAGGGACCAGCACCACUUAAUUUAGAAGUUCCACAGUAUGAAUUUGCAGAUGAAGAAACAUUAAUUGUUGGUUAGUUGGUUUGCAAUGAAGUGGUGGAAUAGUGAAGUUAAGUUAAGUUAUUACACUACUUGAUGGAAUAAUUAAAUAAUUAAUUGAAUAUACAGUAUAUAUAUAAUUUUUAUGAAUAUAUUAUGUUUAAAAACAAUAAAAACUCCUAAAAACAAUAAAAACAAUAAAA